AUGAACGAAAUUAAACUAAUCGGAAAUAUUCUUGCUGAAGACAACGACUCAGACGAAGAACAAUUCAGACGGUUCACCAAAACCAAGCGGCAUGUGCUCCUCAAUAAAGAUGAACUUGACCAACUCAUUGAAAGACCGACAUCGGCUCCUUCUGUAUAUUUGUGGGAUAGAAAAUUAGCCUUAUUUUUAAAUAACAAUUUUUAGAUGGAUUUUAUAAUAUUAUUAGUAUUUUACAAUAAAAAUUUUAAUUAUUUAAAAUAAAAAACCCAAUAUUUGCCAUUUCCACAAGUGUUUUGGCCAGAAAAAGAGGAAGAAUAUUCUAUUCCGAAAGCUACGAAUGAUUUAGCAGCUUUAAGUAUAAAUGAAGAUCCAAAGCCUGCACAGCCAUCUGUGUAUGGGCCAUCGCUGAAUUUAGGUGCGGCUGAGUUUGUGCCAGGGAACUUCCAAGUAUCGAUGCCUCCACCGAAACGUAGUGAGUUGGCAGAUAUAAGAGGCCGAAUAGCCGAGAUGUCUAGAGAGCAGGCAGGAUCAAGAUAUUUGCAGCAGAAGAUCGAAACAGUACUCCCAGAAGACAAACAACUGAUUUUCGAAGAAAUCUACAGAGCUGGUUUUGGGCUGCUUGUCGAUGUCUUCGGAAAUUACGUAGUUCAGAAAGUGUUAGAAUAUGGAAAUCUAGAACAAAGAAGGUCAAUUGCAAAUUUGAUGUCAGGAAGAGUCAUUGAGCUCUCCACCCACAUGUAUGGAUGCAGAGUUGUCCAAAAGGCUUUAGAAGUGGUAGAAAUAGACCAAAAAAGAUAUUUGGCUCAUGAACUAAGAGGACAUGUGGAAAAAUGCGUUGAGGACCAAAAUGCUAUAUUAUAGAAAAUUAAUUAUAAGCCUAUUAAAUUUAGCCAAUUUUUAGCCAAAAUUAAUGAUAUAUGGUAUAAUCAUGUUGUACAAAAAUGCGUAGAAGUGCUCCCUUAUCCUUAUAUGAGCUUUAUUGUAGAUGACUUAAGAAUGAAUACCAUUUAUUGGGCUGAGCAUGCCUAUGGCUGCAGAGUUGUCCAAAGAAUUAUCGAAUUUUGUCCUAAAGAAGCCAUCAUGGAUAUGGUCAAUGCAAUUAUAAGAAAUGCUGUUGACCUCAGCAAGAAAAAUUAUGGCAACUACGUUAUCCAGCAUAUCCUUGACAAAGAACAAGCCCCAUUAAAAUCCCAAUUAAUUGUCUCUUUCCUUGGAAGACUAUAUGAGCUUAGCAAACAUAAAUUCGCCAGCAAUGUCAUAGAAAAAUGCUUAAUUGUAGGCAACCCUGAACAUAUAAGGGCUUUUGCCAAAGAACUAUUUGCCCCUGAGCAUGUAUUUGAGCUUAUGACUGACAAAUUUGCCAAUUUUGUGAUCCAAAAAGCACUGGAAGUUUCAAGAGGUGAGGUACAAAAUCAGCUGAUUUUGAAAGUCACUGAGCACUCAGCUGCUUUAAAGACUUUUCCGUAUGGCCGACAUGUGUUGACUUGUUUGGAAAAAGUGAAAAAAGGAAUUUCUAAUCAAUAA
Blepharisma stoltei is the source of this 1524-nucleotide messenger RNA. The record is from the annotation of a GenBank genome assembly. NCBI's taxonomy places the organism in Eukaryota, Ciliophora, Heterotrichea, Heterotrichida, Blepharismidae.